UUCCCAAGGGGGAAGAAGGAGCCGACUGAGUGCCGGGAGACAUCCGGGUUGUGUAGGAGCUCGGGGAGACGAAACUCGCGAGCCUGGAAGAAGGGGAUCCUCCAGCAGGGAGCCUGGAUUCAGAGGGAAUGGCCCCUGGGAGCAGCCGAGCCCCAGCCCAGGAGACAGUGACAUUUAAGGAUGUGGCUGUGGACUUCACCCAGGAGGAGUGGGGCCUCUUGGACCAUCCUCAGAAGGAGUUGUACAAGGAGGUCAUGGUGCAGAAUGCAUGGAACCUGCUCUCCCUGGGGUUUCCAGUUCCCAGAGAAGAUGUGAUCUCCUAUUUUGAGCAAAGGGAAGCAGCAUGGAUGCUAGAGCAAGAAGGCCUGAGGAGCCUCUGUCCAGAAGGAGAGAUCAGACUUGAAGUGAAGAAGAAGACUCCUGCAGUCCUAAGCCUUUCUGUGGAAGAAAGUCAGGAGCAAAGAUUCAUGGGUGAUGGUCCCUGUGACUUCACUUGGAGAGAAAUCUGUGCUCUUCAUCGGGGAAUCCACACUGGAGAAAAACCUUAUGAAUGUAAUCAAUGUGCAAAGGCUUUUAGACUCAGCUCCAGUCUUGCUAAACAUCAGAGAAUCCACACUGGAGAGAAAAAUAAUGAAUGUAAUCAGUGUGGAAAGACUUUCAGAGGCCGCUCCCAUCUAGCUAAACAUCAGAGAAUCCACACUGGAGAGAAACCUUAUGAAUGUAAUCAAUGUGGAAAGGCUUUUACACAGAGGGCCAAUCUUACCCUACAUCAGAGAAUCCACACUGGAGAAAAACCUUAUGAAUGCAGUAAGUGUGAAAAGGCCUUCAGAAGCAACUCCUUACUUGUUGAACACCAGAGAAUCCACAGUGGAGUGAAACCUUAUGAAUGUAAUCAGUGUGGAAAGGCCUUUACACUGAGGGCUAAUCUUACCCUACAUCAGAGAAUCCACACAGGAGAGAAGCCUUAUGAAUGUAAUCAAUGUGGAAAGGCUUUUACACAGAGGGCCCAUCUUACCGUACAUCAGAGAAUCCACACGGGAGAGAAACCUUAUGAAUGUAAUCAGUGUGGAAAGGCCUUUACACUGAAGGCCCAUCUUACCAAACAUCAGAGAAUCCACACAGGAGAGAAACCUUAUGAAUGUAAUCAAUGUGGAAAGGCUUUUACACAGAGGGCCAGUCUUACCGUACAUCAGAGAAUCCACACUGGAGAGAAACUUUGUGAAUGUAAUCAAUGUGGAAAAGAUUUUAGACUUAGCUCCAGUCUAGUUAAACAUCAGAGAAUCCACACUGGAGAGAAACCUUUUGAAUGUAAUCAAUGUGGAAAGGCUUUUCGUGAUAGCUCCAGUCUAAUUAAACAUCAGAGAAUCCACACUGGAGAGAAACCUUUUGAAUGUAAUCAGUGUGGAAGGGCUUUUAGUGUUAGCUACAGUCUAGUUAGACAUCUGAAAAUCCACACUGGAGAGAAACCUUAUGAGUGUAAUCAUUGUGGUAAAGCUUUUUCACAGAAGUCCUCUCUUUCUUUCCAUCAGAAAAUCCACACUGGGGAAAAACCUUAUGAAUGUAAUCAGUGUGGAAAGACUUUUAUACGGAAUACCUAUCUUAGAGUACAUCAGAGAAUCCAUGCUGAGGAGAAACCUUUUGCACUGCUAAUGGAAUAGGAAGAUCUUUUCCAUCCAUUAAUAGGCCUAUGUGACCUACUUUGAGCCUGAGUCACAUAGAGCCUAUGUAGAGGAGCUUGCUGAACAUGUGGAACAGGAAGAGUGGCUGAGGCAGAGUUGAGAGAGACAGCAGACAGAGAGAGCAGCUAGUAGGAGUGAAAGAGAAGGGCAUUAUGCCUAAGGGUGCUUGUUUGUGAGGAGGCCUGGUAGAGGGAAGGCUUGGGGAUGGUGGUAUUCCCUACAUUGGUAAUGUGUAAAAAUGUCUUUAUUACUAUGGUGGAUUUGGCUUUCUGGCAUCUGAAUAAAUAUCUUGCUUUCAUCUUUGAGGAAGACAGUGUGGUAUAUUCUGUGAUUCA
Messenger RNA from Trichosurus vulpecula (common brushtail), 2014 nucleotides. RefSeq names its product zinc finger protein 501-like. NCBI's taxonomy places the organism in Eukaryota, Metazoa, Chordata, Mammalia, Diprotodontia, Phalangeridae. The transcript has 5 exons. The coding region runs from base 129 to 1658 and encodes 509 amino acids. Gene Ontology annotation, biological process: negative regulation of transcription by RNA polymerase II. Gene Ontology annotation, molecular function: DNA-binding transcription repressor activity, RNA polymerase II-specific. The record is from RefSeq and is a predicted model, not a curated record.